Messenger RNA from Microtus ochrogaster (prairie vole), 2591 nucleotides. RefSeq names its product secreted frizzled related protein 4 (gene Sfrp4). Gene Ontology annotation, molecular function: Wnt-protein binding. Lineage: Eukaryota; Metazoa; Chordata; Mammalia; Rodentia; Cricetidae. Gene Ontology annotation, cellular component: cytoplasm. The record is from RefSeq and is a predicted model, not a curated record. Gene Ontology annotation, biological process: canonical Wnt signaling pathway; non-canonical Wnt signaling pathway.
UUCUCCAACCCAAGGAUGCUCUUGCAUCCGUGGGCAGUUCUAAGAUCCUGGAGCACACACAAACCAAAUGGCUGGUAAAACUUGAGCCAGAACUAAGUCCAGAGGCCACAGAAGAACUUCAGUAGCAACAACAGCAACAAGAAACCCCACACAACCGGGGGCGGGCUCGGGGAGGCUUAUAUAAACUGUCCCUUGGUGCUGGUUUCAACACCUACUUAGCUGGGCUUUCUAGGGUCCACACUGCCCUCACUAAUCUCGCCCCCUACCGGAAAGGAAAAGCAAAAGUUUCUAAAUUAAAGGGCGAUAGCAGGGUCACGUGGCUCCAGUUCUAUACUUAGGGAAACUUUAAGGCCGACUGAGCCUUUUCUUUAAAGAGAGGGUUUUUUCUGUCUUUAAAGUCUUUCCUGCAGCGUCUUGUACCGAGUGUCCCAAAUGACUGAAUACAAGAUAUUCAUUUUCUUGAUCUGAAGAAAAAGGGACUAGCCACUCUAAAAAGGGAGGGACUUUGGGGGAAUGGCUGCCCAGCGGCAGAGAUGAUGUCACCGCUUCUGCAGGAGAGUCAGGGGGUGGAGCAGCGAAGUUGGGAGCCGACUCUGCGCUCACAGCUGCCAAGGCAGCUGAGCCCACGUCAGGGGACGAGUCUGGAUAAAUAGGGUCCCGCAAUGGCCGUGUCCGGCUGCGCUCCGAGCUGCGGGGUCCGAGACUGGAGCUUCCGGCGCGGGUCGGUGCUCUGGAGGUUGAACGCUGGCGCUACUGGUGCUCUCUGUGCCCAGGGGCUAUCGGCAGCCAAACCCCAGAACUAUCCAUCAGUGGGGACCUGCAGGAAAGCUCAACCGCUGCUCCUAGGUAAAGAGAUAGGGAGAUCAGGGGGACUGGAAGAGAAGGGCCCUUCUUGCCAGCAGCAGCGCGGGAGGACAGUGCCAUGCUCCUCUCCAUCCUGGGGGCUUUGUGCCUGUGGCUGCGCCUGGCGCUGGGCGUGCGGGGCGCGCCCUGCGAGGCUGUGCGCAUCCCCAUGUGCCGGCACAUGCCCUGGAACAUCACCCGAAUGCCCAACCACCUGCACCACAGCACGCAGGAGAACGCCAUCCUGGCCAUCGAGCAGUACGAGGAGCUGGUGGAUGUGAACUGCAGCUCUGUGCUGCGCUUCUUCCUCUGUGCCAUGUAUGCACCCAUCUGUACCCUGGAGUUCCUGCACGACCCCAUUAAGCCCUGCAAGUCUGUGUGCCAGCGCGCACGCGACGACUGUGAACCUCUCAUGAAAAUGUACAACCACAGCUGGCCAGAGAGCCUGGCCUGCGACGAGCUACCCGUCUAUGACCGCGGAGUGUGCAUCUCUCCCGAGGCUAUAGUCACGGACCUUCCAGAAGAUGUGAAGUGGAUAGACAUCACACCAGACAUGAUGAUGCAGGAGAGGCCUUUUGAUGCUGACUGUAAACGUCUGAGCCCUGAUCGGUGCAAGUGCAAAAAGGUGAAGCCGACUUUGGCAACAUACCUGAGCAAAAACUACAGCUAUGUUAUUCAUGCCAAAAUAAAAGCCAUCCAGAGGAGUGGUUGCAACGAAGUAACAACCGUGGUGGAUGUGAAAGAGAUCUUCAAGUCUUCCUCGCCCAUACCUCGAACCCAAGUCCCCCUCAUCACGAAUUCCUCCUGCCAGUGUCCACACAUCCUGCCCCAUCAAGAUGUCCUCAUCAUGUGCUAUGAGUGGCGUUCAAGGAUGAUGCUUCUUGAAAAUUGUUUAGUUGAAAAAUGGAGAGAUCAACUAAGCAGAAGAUCCAUACAGUGGGAAGAGAGACUCCGUGAACAGCAGAGGACAGUGCAGGACAAGAAGCGAACAGCUAGCCGCACCAGCCGCAGUAAUCCCCCCAAGCCGAAGGGAAAGCCACCCGUUCCCAAAGCUGCCAGUCCUAAGAAGAACGUCAAAGCUAGAAGCGCCCCCAAAAAACCAAACCCGAAGAAAAGUGCAAGUUAAGUACUUUCCCAGAUGGAGCCACGCGUACAGGAUUCGGCGGUACUGCCCGGGACAGCCUACAGAUGGUCACAAGCCACUUGCCUUAAGGACUCACUCCAGUUCUCCGCAUAGACGCAUCUUGUAGCACUUUUUAAAAUGAUAGCUUCCAUUUUUCUCUUUAAGCCACAUAGCCCCGUGGGUGGUUGGUCCUCUGGAAUGGAAGGAGCGAGGGGGAAGGCUGGUGCACGGGUUUGCCCUCAGGGUAGCCUGUGUACACACUCUGUGACCUUCGUGAGAUAGGAAAGGCACUUCUGUUUUGAGAGUUUGACCUAAUAUAUACACUUUAAAGUUCACAUAAUAUGUCAAACAAAACAGUAUUUUGGACGACAAAAGAUAUUUUAUUUCCUUUGACUUCUGUUAGGAAGUUAGUGAUUAAAUGUGGUUAAAAAUAUGCUUUUGACGAAGGCAGAAGAAUGAUACUUAACAGAUCUUCAUGUGUUUGUUGUCUGCAAACAAACAGAUAUUUUUCUGAUGAAUGGGGUUUUGAAAAAUUAGAGAUACAGGAAAUCGUCAGACUUUCAAUGCUGUCUUUAGCCAGAAACUUUGAAAACUAAGCUAACAAUGACAAAUAAAAAGGAGAGGC